Electrophorus electricus (electric eel) is the source of this 1124-nucleotide messenger RNA. NCBI's taxonomy places the organism in Eukaryota, Metazoa, Chordata, Actinopteri, Gymnotiformes, Gymnotidae. The record is from RefSeq and is a predicted model, not a curated record.
UUUGUCAGCUGCCGUACGCCUUCAGCACCUUUGGUUACGAUACCAGCACAAAUAGUUGCACAAGACCUUGUGGAAAGUCAACUCUUGCUCCUUCCUUGACGAGUAGGCGCUGCAUGAGCUCGGGGAUUUAAUAGUGGCGCGUGCGUCCUUCUCAGAUCAGCUGACUUUAACAUGCGGAAGAAGUAAAUUAGAAAGGUUGGUCGCUGAAAAGCUGAGAUUAAAAAAAGUUUGAUUUAGGAAGAUCAAAGCAUAGGCUAUUAAGAUAAAAAAGUUAAGGAUUCUGGUCAGUCUGCUUCCGAUAUUUUACGCUCUCUGAUCUGUCAGCAGUCUGGAAUGGCACACAGCGAGGCAGUGGUUGUUGUAAAUGAAACUCAGGUGUCCUAUAUUGGACAUGAUUGUGAGGUCAUUCCAGAUUUUCUUGUAGCUAACUAUGGAAGGUUUGCAACACGACUAGAUCUCAGCUUCAACCGACUGAGGUCACUGACAGGCCUGAAAGCGUUCAGCCAACUGGAAGAGCUGAUUGUGGACAACAAUCUUCUCGGAAAUGACCUCCGGUUGCCCAGGUUACCACAGCUCCAUACCCUAACACUCAAUAAGAACCAACUCACCGACAUUGAAGGCCUGCUCGAGCAUUUGCAGGAAGUGACUCCAGCAUUGGAAUACCUCAGCCUGCUGGGAAAUGAGGCAUGUCCCAACCAGCUGGUGAGCCUGGAUAAAGAUGAGGAUGACUACCAGAGAUACAGGUACUUUGUGCUGCACAAUCUGAGGAGGUUGAAGUUCCUGGACAGCAGGACAGUGAGCCAGGUGGAGCGCGCAGAGGCCGAUGCCCGAGGCGCCUUCAUGAAGGUGGUCAAGCCCAAAGCUGUGCAGGAUCCCACUGACCACAGAUCAGAAGUCACCUCCUCACCUUAUAGCCCUCUACCAAAGGGAUCCAAGGAAGGCAGUAAUCACAAAGGGGUGUUUACCAAGAGUCGCUAUAUCUACUAUGGCAGGAAUUCAGAGGGCAAUCGUUUCAUUCGUAAUAACCAGCUCUGACCGAGGGAUGGACAGAGGGAUGGACAGAGGACAGGCAUACGGAAGAGGCUUGAUGAAGAUAUCCUGCUGCACAUCUUUAUGCAUAUACU